Messenger RNA from Trematomus bernacchii (emerald rockcod), 1952 nucleotides. RefSeq names its product 4-hydroxy-2-oxoglutarate aldolase 1 (gene hoga1). The record is from RefSeq and is a predicted model, not a curated record. Gene Ontology annotation, molecular function: N-acetylneuraminate lyase activity; 4-hydroxy-tetrahydrodipicolinate synthase activity. Gene Ontology annotation, biological process: N-acetylneuraminate catabolic process. Bases 306 to 1307 code for a protein of 333 amino acids. NCBI's taxonomy places the organism in Eukaryota, Metazoa, Chordata, Actinopteri, Perciformes, Nototheniidae. The transcript has 7 exons.
AUUACUAGCAUUGUGCUGUUUCUAACCUCAUGACAACAUUUAAAAAAAAAGGUGACAGCAGCCCUGCAGCUAACCGUGUGAAAUCAACAGUAAAUAGUGCCUUUUACCUUCUAACUCUGCAGCUUUUACGCAAUACACGUGUCCGAUUAAAUCUGCUCCUGCACGGUUAAAGUCCAGUUGAGUCAGUUCCAAAGUUGCUCAGAAUCCCAAAUUCUGGUCAAUAUUUACAGAGGCAGGUUAGAGAUUAGCUCUCUUCAGCAGCUGCUCACCGUCCCAGCUGCUCUCAGGUCAGUGUCUGCCUCAACAUGCAGUGUGUCCGGGUGCUGAGAGGGCUGAGGCCGCUGUGCAGAGCUCAGCUGUCCGCGUGGACCGGGACCAGAACCGGAACCAGAACCCAGAGCCAGGCAGCGGGGACCAGGCUGGACCUGAGCGGGAUCUAUCCGCCCAUUGCGACCCCUUUCACCGCAGAGGAGGAGGUGGACUACCCGAGGCUGGAGGGGAACCUGCAGAAGUAUGCACAGAUCCCGUUCAGAGGUCUGGUGGUCCAGGGCUCUAACGGAGAGUAUCCCUACCUGACGGAGCAGGAGAGGGUGGAGGUGGUGAGGACCGUCCGGCGAUCUCUGCCCGACGACAAGCUGCUGAUGGCCGGGUCAGGCUGCGAGUCCACCAGAGCCACGGUGCAGCUCACAGAGAAGAUGGCGGCUGCCGGAGCUGACGUGGUGCUGGUUGUAACGCCGUGUUUCUACAAGGGGAAGAUGGACAGCCGCGCUCUGAUCCAACACUUCACUAAGGUGGCGGACCGCAGCCCGGUGCCGGUGGUUCUGUACAGCGUUCCUGCAAACACCGGGCUGGACCUGCCGCUGGACGCCGUGGUGACGCUGUCUCAACACCCCAACAUCCACGGGCUCAAAGACAGCGGAGGAGACAUCUCACGGAUCGGCCUGAUUGUUCACAAAACCAGAUCGCAGGAUUUCCAGGUGUUGGCGGGCUCAGCAGGGUUCCUCAUGGCCGCCUAUUGUGUCGGUGCGGUUGGCGGAGUGUGUGCGCUGGCCAACGUUCUGGGCCGCGAGGUGUGUGAGUUGGAGCGUCUGUGUGUGUCGGGGCGCUGGCAGGAAGCCAGAGUCCUGCAGCAGCGCCUCAUCGAGCCCAACGCUGCCGUGACCAGGAAGUUGGGAGUCCCCGCCCUCAAGCAGGCGAUGGACUGGUUCGGUUUCCACGGCGGCGCCUGUCGGUCUCCUCUUCAGCCGCUGAGCCAGGAAGAGACUCUGACGCUGAGGAAAGACUUCUCUAACAACGGCUGGCUGUGAGGUGUGUGUGAGGUGUGUGUGAGGUGUGUGUGAGGUGUGUGUGUGUGUGUGGAGUCCAAAAUAAUCUCACAGGUUACAUUAAACCCCAGGGAGCGAAGACGAACCGCAGUUUUGUCCUGCAGGAUUCUUUGCAUUCUUAAUAUUUAGGUCUGCAUUUGAUGAUGGUAAACGUUUACAUUUAAGUCCAGACUUGCCAGAAACAAGGACACUUCCCUCUGUUUAAUACACAUCACUGUUGAUAUGCAUAUACAGUGGAGGAAAUAAGUGUUUGAUCCCUUGUAGAUUUUGUAAGUUUGCCCACUUACAAAGAAAUGAACAGUCUGUCAUUUUAAUGGUAGGUUUAUUUUAACAGUGAGAAUAUCAAAAAGAAAAUCCAGAAAUUGACAUUAUAUAAAAGAUACAAAUUAAUUUCAUUCAACUAAAGGGACAUAAGUAUUAUUGUGGACAAACUUACAAAAUCUGCAAGGGAUCAAAUACUUAUUUCCUCCACUGUAUGUACAUUCAAUGUUUAUUUAAUUUGUAAUUGUAUUGUUAAUUCAUGUGUGAUGCCUUGAAAACAUGCUGCUGCAAAACAAUCUCCAAAAUGUGUGUGUGUGUGUGUGUGUGUGUGUGUGUGUGUGUGUGUGUGUGUGUGUGUGUGUGUGU